Molecule: messenger RNA, 2316 nt
Organism: Saccostrea echinata
Lineage: Eukaryota; Metazoa; Mollusca; Bivalvia; Ostreida; Ostreidae
Exons: 4
Coding region: 38-1744 (568 amino acids)
Source: RefSeq, a predicted model, not a curated record
AUAUGUAAUGACUUGAAAAGAUAUAUUCCUCUUGACAAUGUUUGCAUUUCGAUUGAGAGCGCCGACAGAAAUGUACUCAUUGCUCGUAUUUGGAUUGACUUUGGCGUCACUGUUGGGGUGGAGUAGCCAACAUGGAUUGCUUCUGUCCCCUCCCCAAAGGGGGUCCCUCUGGCGAUACGGAUACGACACUCCCCCUAACUACGACGACAAUGGACUUUUCUGUGGCGGAAUAGAGGAAUACAUUAAAACUGGUGGAAAAUGUGGUGUUUGCGGAGAUGCCUACAAAGGUCCCCGUGAACACGAAGCUGGUGGGAAAUACGCUAAAGGAAUCAUUGUCGAGCAACUUCCCGCCGGAUCUACAGAAAUGAAAACGACUAUUCAGAUCACAAGUUACCACAUGGGAUAUUUCGAGUUCAGGAUCUGUCCACACAAUGAUAUCCGCAGACCAGUGUCCCAGGAGUGUCUGGACGAACAUCUCAUGAUCAUUAAAGAAGGCACACCUGAGAGUGAGUACACUCGUUACUACCCAGACAAUCCUAUCGAGACCGGAAAAGACAAGUACCACCUGACCUUACUUCUACCAAGGGGGAUCCGGUGUGAGCAAUGCGUACUACAAUGGACUUACAACACAGGAAACAGUUGGGGUACAGACAAAAACGGAACAAGUUGUUUGGGCUGCGGACUUCAAGAAGUAUUUAAAAACUGUGCUGACAUAAGUAUUGGAGGAACACAGACCGUUGAAGCCGCGCAGAUGGCACUUAUUAAAACAAAGACAAAAACAACCAAAAAGACACCUAAACCUGAAAUUAAAUCAGGCUUAUUCCACCAUAUCAAGAAGGCCAUUGAAAAUAGUAUAGCGGCUAAAAUAAUUCAAAACCAUGGCCAGAAAACCACAAAGAGAAUCGUGCCUUCUCCCACUCCAGUAUUUUCGACUAAAACCCCCUCCACAACGACUUUUUCUGCAAAAUCUAUAUUGGAAAACAGGAACUUAUUCAUGCCUGGCAAUGCCCCGUCCUUCCUCUCUCAAAUUCAGAGCAAGCUAGGAAGGCAGUUCAGUUGGUUGAAGCAGGUUCCUUUUCAUCAUGGCCGUCUUCUUUCCCAAAAAACAUCCAAUCCGAGAUUCACACUCGCCAGCAAAAUCAAGUUCCUACCUGAAACUACAGCACAGGAACAACGCACAACUGCUCUGGCAUUCAACCCUUCGCCCGAGAUUGGCCUGCGAUCGUUUUACACUACACAGAAAGGACCUGUACCAAGAAUCUACGAGGUCAAAUAUAAUCUUCUUCCCAAGUCAUCUUUCAACUUAUAUACCAAUCCUUCAAUGUCUCUGUUUGAAUCCACCGGUAAUGUAGAAAAGGUGUCCUUGUCCGAAGUGGCACCCACAGUAGCAUACAACGCUCCACAAAUGACACAAAAAGUAGUAACGUCUAGACCUUCAUUACAAACAACCGAAUCCUCAAAUCCUACCACGACCAAUCCUUUGGACGUUUCCCAAUGGGGUCGAGAGACCGUGACCAAAUUACCUAAAAAGUACCAAAAGUACUAUAAGAAGUACAAGGAAGCCAAAUCAAUGUUAGAACUAUUGAAAAGAAAACCUGAAGAAGUUAUGAAAAUGUCCAAAUAUAGAAAAUUUCAGAAAAGACGAAAUGGACACAAAAGGCUGCACAGAACUCUGAACAGAGAUGUAGAGAAAUACACAACUCGACUGAAGAGAGUUGGAAAACGGUUAUUUACAACGUCAUAGUGACGAUGUUUUGCUACUGAAACUUUCAUUUCACAGAAAUCCGUUCAUAUUUAUUAAAUAUUUGUUAUUGUGUUUGUUGUAUACUUAGAAAACCAGACUGAAAUACAGUGCUAAUAAGAUGUACUCAUCUGCAAAAAGUUACCUCAGGAAUGUGCGAGGAUAUUAUAGCUAGACACUACAGACUUGCUCACACUUGUUGUUGCAAGUUCUGCAGACACACUGUAAUGAAUGACUUCUACGUAUUAUAUGUGCCAAAGCAACGAAAUAUUGUUGUGCAUGUACUUACCUAUCAGUAUUCAUUAAAAAUUUGCCCAGUAUUGCCUUCUUUAAUCUUUCCGGUAAACAGAGCUUCACGAGAAAUUUUUGACCGAGCUUCUAACUCAUACCAAUGUUUAACAUUAUAUCAAUUGUAACUGUCAAUUUUGGUAUGAAAAACUCCUUUGUCUCGGUCAUUAAUUUGUUUAAUCAUGACAGUUGUGUAUAAUAUUUAAACAACAGCAAUGUAUUGUGAUACUGUUUAUUCUGUAAAAAGAAUACAAAUAAUGCAAAAUACAAAAUAAAACAAUACCAAA